CUUUAAUCCUCCUCCUCUGGGCGCCAGCGUAUAAAAGGGCAGGGCGCGCUCCAAGCCACACACACUCUCUGAGUGAAGCAGAUCACACACACACACAGUCAUUAUGUCCAGUGACAAGUCCAAAGCUGCUUCCCAGACCGACGGGAAAGCUGCCCAGAGCAAGAAGUCUGAGAUGGGCAUGAUGUCCUACAAGAUGUACGUGUUUGACCAGGAGAACUUCCAGGGCCGCAUGGUGGAGAUCAGCCAGGAAUGCAUGAACGUGUGUGAGAUGGGUAUGGACCGCGUCCGCUCCCUCCGCGUGGAGUGUGGCCCCUUCGUGGGCUUCGAGCAGAUGAACUUCUGUGGGGAGCACUACAUCCUAGAGAAGGGCGAGUACCCCCGCUGGGACUCCUGGAGCAACUGCCAGAGAAACGACUACCUGCUCUCCUUCAGGCCCGUGCGCAUGGACCCCGAGAAGCACAAGAUCUGCCUGUACGAGGUCGGCGAGUUCAAGGGCCGCAAGAUGGAGAUUAUGGAUGACGACGUCCCCUCCCUGUUCUCUUACGGCUUCACUGACCGGGUCGGCAGCAUCAUGGUCAGCUGCGGAACCUGGGUGGGCUACCAGUUCCCGGGAUACCGCGGCUCCCAGUAUCUGCUGGAGAAGGGCGACUACAAGCACUUCAACGAGUACGGCGCCCGCUGCCCCCAGUUCCAGUCGGUGAGGCGCAUCCGCGACAUGCAGUGGCACCAGCAGGGAUGCUACACCAUGGCCAGCAAGUGAGGCUCAGGGAAGGAGAGAAAGAGAAAGAGCGGAAGAGAGGGAGAGGGGCGGAGGAAGAGGGAGAGAGAUGUCUGAAGCGUUGCCGGACCCCCUGGCUGAACCUUGCCACCUGAAACGGCUGGGGUGAGGGGCUAGGUUAAACAUUCUGUCCUCGGUGGAACCUCACUUUAAGGACCACCUGGUUAGAGAGACCCUCAACAAUCAGACAACCACAUGUCUCUAUCUCUACUCUUCUCUUUCUCUCCUAUUGUCCAACUUUGGACCCCCCCCCCCUUCUAUUUCGUCCCUUACCCCCCGCCCCAUUAGUCCAUUGCAGCACAAAAGAGGGAAGGAGAAAUAUCUUGCUGUUUUACACAUGAUUCUUGGCUCAGGGUCAGACGCACCAUGGUAAAAAAUAAAAAAUAAAUGUUUCUCUAUCCUUUCCCCCGACUUCCUCACCCUGUGUAUCGCACAACCUCUCGGCUGUACAGAAUCCUGGCCAACUUUUCAAUAAAAAGGAAAAUCUUGAUUUCAAAA
This is a messenger RNA of Esox lucius (northern pike), 1276 nucleotides long. RefSeq names its product beta-crystallin B1. Lineage: Eukaryota; Metazoa; Chordata; Actinopteri; Esociformes; Esocidae. Gene Ontology annotation, molecular function: structural constituent of eye lens. Gene Ontology annotation, biological process: visual perception; lens development in camera-type eye. The record is from RefSeq and is a predicted model, not a curated record. The transcript is spliced from 6 exons. The coding region runs from base 104 to 760 and encodes 218 amino acids.